AAAGAAAAGGUAUAUUGUGAAUUGACCAUUCUAUCCUAUCCAACAUCCACUAUCACCCUAAUGAAAGUGGUCUGGAAAGCCAAUUUCCCGGUCUACUAUAAAUACCCUAACCAGACCGGUGGAAAUAAAAUAAAAGCACGCAGGCAUUUUUGGGUGGGUCUUCCGGUUGGGUCACCAGCUCAACUUGAAAUUGGAACCCUAGCGAGGGAGCCACUUCUCUCCGUCAGGGAUCAACAUAACCGACAUACCUCCGGUGAACAAAGCUUCCAGAUUGCCCGUCGAUUUUCAUUCCGUACACCGUAUUUGGACGCCAUGUCCGGCCUCCGCCGCUCUUCCAGUGUUCCACUUAAGAACGGCUUACCGCCAAAGGAACUCCUUGAUGAUCUCUGCAGUCGAUUUGUUUUGAAUGUGCCACAAGAAGAUCUACAAUCGUUUGAGAGAAUCUUAUUUCUUGUGGAGAAUGCACAUUGGUUUUAUGAGGACAAUUCAGUGGAGAGCAAUCCGUCUCUAAAGUCACUGAACUUGAAGGAGUUCACUUCUUUAAUGUUUAAUAGUUGUGAUGUUCUGAAGCCGUAUGUAGCUCACCUGGAUGAUAUAUUUAAAGACUUCACUUCCUACAAAGUUCGCGUUCCAGUGACUGGGGCAAUUAUUUUAGAUGAAACCUAUGAACGGUGCGUACUGGUGAAGGGAUGGAAAGGAUCGAGUUGGAGUUUUCCACGUGGUAAAAAGAACAAAGACGAAGAGGACCAUGCAUGCGCCAUCAGAGAAGUCCUGGAAGAAACAGGGUUUGAUAUUACAGCACUUAUUAACAAAGAUCAAUACAUUGAACUUAUUUUUGGACAGCAGAGAGUGCGACUUUAUAUAGUUGCUGGUGUGAAGGAUGAUACUGCUUUUGCACCACUCACGAAAAAAGAGAUCAGCGAAAUUGCAUGGCAGCGGCUUGAUGAUCUCUUGCCAGCAAGUGGUGAUGUUAUUUCUCGUGGCAACUCUGGCCUAAAACUAUAUAUGGUGGCCCCUUUUCUUGCAUCGCUUAAAUCUUGGAUUUUAGUACACCAGCCACCAAUAGCUCCAAAGUUUGACAUGCCUCUUAAAGCAAUCUCUGUGUGGAAAGCAAAACACAACUCAAUAGGGAGUAGCACAAUAGUUACAGAGACUCGAUCAACAAAAACUGAACCUGAUAAACCCCCUCCCGACUUAGGACCAGGCAAGAGCUUCAGAAACUUCAGGUUUGAUACUUCGUCAAUCUUACAAGCAAUGGAAACUGGUUUCUCUGCAUGAAUUCUAACACUGCUGCUCUGUAAAGUUGUUUCACUUGUUUUACUACUCACCAAUUAGUUCUUCCCGCAAUGUUUGACGGUGGCCCCCCUGUAUAGCGGUUCAAGAAUUCCAGUUUCGGGUUUUAAGUAAAUUCUGUACAGAAACCCUUGCUUACUUACUAUAUAGGCGCAUGCUUCUCCUUGUUCAUUCUUUGUUAUCGGGUGAGAUGGAUCGGAGAAAGAACUAGUGUAUGUUUUAAGUUUCAGUGUAGGAGCGUUUAGAUAGCUCUAGUGUAUUUGAUGAACUAGUGCUCAAACCUUUUUAUAUUCUACAAGUUAUUUAUUUAUGUAUUUUUUUCUUCUCAAGCA
This is a messenger RNA of Cannabis sativa, 1625 nucleotides long. RefSeq names its product mRNA-decapping enzyme subunit 2. The transcript is spliced from 8 exons. Gene Ontology annotation, cellular component: cytoplasm. The record is from RefSeq and is a predicted model, not a curated record. Gene Ontology annotation, molecular function: RNA binding; manganese ion binding; 5'-(N(7)-methylguanosine 5'-triphospho)-[mRNA] hydrolase activity. Gene Ontology annotation, biological process: nuclear-transcribed mRNA catabolic process, nonsense-mediated decay; deadenylation-dependent decapping of nuclear-transcribed mRNA. Lineage: Eukaryota; Viridiplantae; Streptophyta; Magnoliopsida; Rosales; Cannabaceae. Bases 61 to 1278 code for a protein of 405 amino acids.